Annulohypoxylon maeteangense is the source of this 1551-nucleotide messenger RNA. RefSeq names its product putative oxalate decarboxylase oxdC. Bases 322 to 1551 code for a protein of 409 amino acids. Lineage: Eukaryota; Fungi; Ascomycota; Sordariomycetes; Xylariales; Hypoxylaceae. The transcript is spliced from 6 exons. Gene Ontology annotation, cellular component: cell wall. Gene Ontology annotation, biological process: oxalate metabolic process. The record is from RefSeq and is a predicted model, not a curated record.
CUGAUUAUAGGCCCCCGCACAUGGCAUUUAGCAACAUCGCACGGAGAUCUCAUCGAGUUCAUGAGCAUGUCCGGGGUUGACCCUGCUUGGCGUCGUGAUGUUUGUGCGUGGGGUGUUUUCGCGAUGCGAGCAUGGACCGUCCUCAUGGCCAGCAAGGAGUAGCGAGAGUAACCAAAAAUCCUGCAUAUUGCAGUCUGCAUCACACGGGAUAUAUAACAUCGAAAAUGCGUAUAAAUAGUUUCUCAUUUCCGCCGAGUGUUGCUUCAAGCUUAAUGCGUCCAUCAUUGCUUUCAUUGCCAGUGUCAUAGGCUGAUCGUCGAAAUGCGAGCUUCCCAGAUCUCUUCCUUGCUUCUCGCCGCCACUGGUGCUAGUGGCGCUGUCUUAGAGCGCCAAAAUGGAGGCGGUUUUGAAGAUGGUCAACCAAUUGAUGGCAAUGGCAAAGGCGCUCCAAUCUUAGGCGGCACGAACCAUGCCCUUGAUCUUCAAAACCCAGACAAUCUAGGUCAACAGAGCACCGACAGUGGCGUUGUGCCUAACGUCAAGUGGAGUUUCUCGGAUUCCAAGACCAGAAUCUUGAAAGGGGGUUGGGUUCGAGAACAAGUAGUCACGGACUUGCCCACAAGCAAGGAGAUUUCGGGCGCUCAGCAGCAUUUGACCAAGGGCUCUAUCCGAGAGCUUCACUGGCAUCGGGUGGCCGAGUGGGGAUAUGUGUAUGCUGGAUCGAUUUCGGUUUCUGGCGUUGACCAAAAUGGCCAAUUUCAAGUUGCGACGCUUGAAGAAGGGGACAUUUGGUACUUUCCUAAAGGUUUGGCGCACACUGUCCAAGGCCUUGAUGACGAGAAUGAGUUUCUUCUCAUAUUUGACGACGGCAAUUUUGAUGCUGUUGGGACCACGUUCAAUGUAGACGAUUGGAUCACUCAUACUCCUAAGUCCAUUCUGGCCAAGAACUUUGGUCUUUCCGAGGACGUCUUCGGUUCAGUUCCGUCGCCAAACCCGUAUAUUACAAACGGAACUGUCGAUCAUCACAAUGUGACGGGUGGUAAUGGCGAGCUUACUGGCAACGCUUCUUUCGCAUAUUUCGCAAAAGAUCAUCCGCUUGAGAAGGUUCCGGGCGGCGGCGGCACGCUUCGCAUCGUUGAUUCAAAGACUUUCCCCAUCGCGACAACAAUAGCAGCUACUGUGGUCACCCUUGAACCCAGAGGCCUCAGGGAACUACACUGGCAUCCGAAUGCGGAAGAGUGGCUCUACUUCCACAAAGGCCAGGGACGUGCGACUGUAUUUCUUGGCAGUUCUGCUGCUCGAACUUUUGAUUUCCGUGCGGGAGACACGGGUGUAUUCCCUGACAACAGCGGCCAUUAUAUUGAGAAUACGUCUGACACCGAAGACUUGGUCUGGAUUGAGAUUUAUAAGAGCGACCGAGUCGAAGACAUCUCCCUGACGCAGUGGCUCGCUUUGACACCAGCAGGUAUCGUCGCUACUACUCUGAAGAUUCCGGUUGAUGUCGCAGAAAACUUGCAGAAGGAGAAGCAACUCCUCAUCAAGAAUAGGUAA